Anopheles maculipalpis is the source of this 1314-nucleotide messenger RNA. RefSeq lists its product as uncharacterized. The record is from RefSeq and is a predicted model, not a curated record. Gene Ontology annotation, molecular function: protein binding. The transcript is spliced from 6 exons. NCBI's taxonomy places the organism in Eukaryota, Metazoa, Arthropoda, Insecta, Diptera, Culicidae. The coding region runs from base 115 to 1143 and encodes 342 amino acids.
GAGGUGUACUGCCGUUUGCCCCAGCAAAAAGGCACCAAAGUGAUCGCGCAGUGAUCCACUAAGCCAGUGACGGGCUCGAGAAACGUCAAGAAAAAAGAAACACACGCACACAGUAUGGCCGCAACGUCGGAAGUGACGUCCUGUGGUCCUGGGAGACCACCACCAUUAAUACGAAAGCGGACACCGAGCCGGGGGAGAUCAUGCCAGAACCGAUGGAUGCAGCUCGGUGUGGUUUGGGUGGCGUAUCUGCUAGCGUUACUCACCGUUGGACAGUUUGGCAGUGUGCAGGGCGAGAAAACGAAGACAUAUUACAUGGAAUCGAUCUGUAAAAAUCAUUUUCUACAGUUACUUUAUAGAAAAAUAGAUGGUGCUACCCUUCUGUCGAGGAACGAGAGAAACCUAAACUGUGUGGUCACGUUUCAAACGCACUCCAUACUGCAGAGAUUUAUGUUACGUUUCGAUAUGCUACAACUAGACUGUAAUGAUCAUUUGUAUGUAUAUGACGGUGCACACGCUGUCGGUACGCAUAAGGCGGACCUGACCUGCAAGGACACAAAACAAUCAGUGGGAGCGUUGUUCACGAAGACGAACUUUCUCACCUUCAAGUACGUGACCGACAACUGGGGCACGGAGACAAACGGUUUCAAGAUGGUCAUAACAUCCGUGAAAGACUCAAAGCUUAACUGUGCCGACUUCCGGUGUGCGUUACAGGACUUCUGCAUACAUCAGGAUCUUCGGUGCGACGGUGUUAACCACUGUCCGGACGGGUCGGAUGAGGCCGUCGGCCCCAACUGUCCGGGUCCCGAUCAGUACAUCAACACGAUCUUCGGCAUCGAUCUGACGGGGAUCAUACUGAUCGGUGUGACCAGCCUGAUCGUCUUUGGAGCCAUUUUCGGCAUCGCGAUCUGUGUGUACGUGCGCCAUACACGCAACACACCGAACCAGCUAAACUCUUCGAUACAGUUGAACCAGAUGAUCGAAUCGAACGGUUCGUCGAAGCAUCUACAAGGAACUCUGCCGCGGGAAACAACAACACUACCUGCUUCGGGAAACUUGCAUCACCCUGCGGGACCAUUAGGGUACCUCCGCAUUCCACACAAAUUGAUGGCCAAAGUCCGUCCCAUUUGGUGCCUGGCAAAUUAAGACAAUUAGGUCCGGAUUUAUCGCAACAAACCUCACAGAAAGACGAGUGGUUUGUCUGAUGAGCGUACGACAGACAGAAUGACAGCACGAAUGAAUGAUACUAGCAAGCGAGCGCAAGGUGAGAACGUUACGGGUGAGAACGCGACAGACAGAGCGAGCGAGCGAGCGAGC